AUGGAAUUUGUUCAUCAUGAACCGGAAACACCAAUUGGGUUUAUGCCUGAAAGUGAAGUUCCACCAUUUUCAACUCAAGUUGGAGUUGAUCAAAAAGCUGAGAGUUUUUGGUUAAGAAUCGCUACCAAUUAUAACCAGUAUCGUGGACAGUCGCGGGAAAAGCUACGUGGGCAAUUAAAAUCUCGAUGGCAUCGAAUAAAUGGCUUGGUUCAAAAAUUUGUUGGAUGUUACAAACAAGCUGUUAAUGGAAAGAAAAGUGGGACAUCGGAGAAAGAUAUCUUGGCCGCUGCAUAUUCUUUUUUGCUCAGGAUGAAGGAUGAACCUAAAUGGAUGAGAACAUCGACCGAAAAUUCUUCAAAAAGAACAAAGAAUUAUGCUAGUGGGGCACACUUAUCAUCUUCUAACCUCCCGACACCUUCAAGUUAUGAGUUUAACUCAUCAUCACCAAUAGAGUGUCCAAUGGGACAACAAGCAGCAAAAAGAAAGAACAGUUCAUAUGAUCUCUUUUGGAACUUGAUUGAAGAAGAAUCUAUGGACAACACUGAUGAAGAACUACUAAAGUCAAUGCUCGAGAAGGAACAUCAAUCUGGAAGUUCCUCUAGGCCAAAGAAAAGAAAAGUGAUUGAUCGAAGUCGUGAAGAAGGGCACAAUCGUUUAUUCAAUGACUACUUCUCGGAAAAUCCAAUAUACAUAGAUAUUCAAUUUCGAAGAAGGUUCAAAAUACAUAGGCAUGUGUUUCUUCGAAUUGUAGCCGCCCUUGGAAAUCAUGAUGAAUAUUUCCAAAUGAGUGUAGAUGCAACUGGUAAAAUGAGUCUUUCACCAUUGCAAAAAUGCACAUAUGCUAUUCGUAUGUUAGCACAUGGGUCUCCCGCUGACAGUGUAGACGAAUAUGUUCAAAUCGGUAAAAGCACUUCAAUUGAGUGCUUAGAAAGAUUCGUUCGGGGUGUAAAUGUUGUAUUUGGGGCAGAGUAUUUGAGAAAGCCUAACAACGCAGAUGUUGAACAUCUUUUACAAAUGCGAGAGUCACGUGGCUUUCCAGAUGACACAUACUCAACAACUGAAACAGUUAACGGUCCUCAUCCGAAUCUUGCAACAAGACUACAAAGAAGAGCAAGUCUUCGUGAAAAACAAGUUCAUCGUCAACAUCAAGGAUAUCUAGUCGAGCAUAUUUGGGAGUGA
This is a messenger RNA of Vicia villosa (hairy vetch), 1179 nucleotides long. RefSeq lists its product as uncharacterized. Lineage: Eukaryota; Viridiplantae; Streptophyta; Magnoliopsida; Fabales; Fabaceae. The record is from RefSeq and is a predicted model, not a curated record. The transcript has 5 exons. The coding region runs from base 1 to 1179 and encodes 392 amino acids.